CUUGAGCUGCUACACUGGACAUCUCAUCGUGCGAAAUUUGCAAGACAGCCCAAUCAUGUGGAAAUGGCUGCUUUCAUGGUUGUCGCAACCAAGUGUCGAGUACCAGCGAAGAUGGCCUGAGCACCGAGAGGCCAGUCCUCGCGCAGACGGCAAUUCAGCGCAUACGCGUCGGACUCGCGUUGCGGAGAAAUCAGUAACACGGUCUCCCAUCUUUUUCUACGACAGGGGCCAGCCAUACUACGAGUUCACCAACUUCUCACCUCACUCCGUGUGGUAUGAUGGAAAAGAGUACCCUACGUCCGAACAUCUAUUCCAAGCGCACAAAUUUUUCAACAAGGCCCCUCACCUGGCGGAAACAAUUCGGAUGCAGCCCACGUCAAGGGCAGCUCUGGAGGAAGCUAGGCGUCUUCGCCGCCUUCAGCGGAGCGACUGGCUCAAAGUGAACAUUCACUGCAUGGACGCCGUCCUCGAGGCGAAAUUCACGCAGCAUCCGCGGCUGCGCAGCAUGCUCCUCUCGACGGGCGACCGAGAACUAGUUGAAGCGAGCCCUGUGGAUGCAUUUUGGGGCUACGGCGCGGAUAAGCAGGGGCGAAAUGAGCUUGGGAAGGCUCUAAUGAGGCUCAGACAGCAAUUUCGUGCUCAAGAAGUGAUGGUCAGAGGACGCUUGUAGCUUGUAAGCUUGUCAAGAGCCUUCAAGUUGCUGUCAGCGGGCGUCUACAAUAUGUUGGCAUCAGUGUUCAGUGGUGUCCCAAAAAGGCAAGUCUUCCAGUUCGACAACGGCCCGGUACAGUACAGUCUCUUUGUAUGUCUCUGGACUUCCUGAACCUCCACGUUCAUGUUAUAUAUAUAUACCACAUGCAUAAGAAUGAGAUCAGCUAGAUUGCAGAUCAUUUCUUA
Molecule: messenger RNA, 897 nt
Organism: Phanerochaete carnosa HHB-10118-sp
Lineage: Eukaryota; Fungi; Basidiomycota; Agaricomycetes; Polyporales; Phanerochaetaceae
Exons: 5
Coding region: 56-670 (204 amino acids)
Source: RefSeq, a predicted model, not a curated record